Messenger RNA from Gamsiella multidivaricata, 6159 nucleotides. Its product is annotated as SNF2 family N-terminal domain-containing protein. NCBI's taxonomy places the organism in Eukaryota, Fungi, Mortierellomycota, Mortierellomycetes, Mortierellales, Mortierellaceae. Bases 1 to 6159 code for a protein of 2052 amino acids. Gene Ontology annotation, molecular function: ATP hydrolysis activity; ATP-dependent chromatin remodeler activity; ATP binding. The transcript has 4 exons. The record is from RefSeq and is a predicted model, not a curated record. Gene Ontology annotation, cellular component: Swr1 complex.
AUGUCCCAGCCCUCAUCGUCUGAUGCUGCCUUCAUCCCACUCUUACCCCUCGAUACUCAUCCCGCCACCAGCAGUAUGAGCGACGGUACCAGCAUCAGCAGUAACAGUAACAGCACUGUCUGUGGCGUGUCCUUUGCACGCUCGACCAGUCCUCCACCACAUUUACCAGCAAGUGACUCAGCUGUGCUGGAAGCCGUGUCAGCGAACAAAAGCCCGGAACUAGGCCAAGCGUCCAACCUCGACCUUAAGCCCUCAGGGAGCCAGUCUAUACUCACCAACGGUCAUGCCCACCAUAACCUGCCUAUCCCAACAAACCAGAGUGUGGCCAAAGACAACCCGCCUAAGCGAGGACCUGGACGACCCCGACGCUCUGAUAUCGCUACAGCUGCCCCUGAGAAGCCAUCUUCUGAUCUCAACACUCGUCCUAGACGAACUCUGCGUGCAGUCUCUUCUUCACCCACAUCAGGAAUAUCAGCUGAAGCCAUGACACCAACCGCCCCAACUCGCACACAAAAUAGUCCUGUCAAAGGACGCUCCCAGUCUGCCAUACCUUCAUUGGUGUCAGAACCUGCAGGAACCGUAAAGGUGACUGGUCAGCGCACCUCAACGCGAAACAUCAGACCGCCAGGGAAGUUUUCGGAGGCAGUGAUCAUGACAACGACCCACAGGGGCAGCGGAACCAAGCCAACACCUUCAAAUCAGCGAGCAGGGAUGACUCCGCAGCAACAACGGCCGACAGAACAUUUUCCGAAGCGGGGCCCUGGACGACCUGCCGCCAUCAAACUGGUGCCCAUAUCACCUCCAUCAGUAGUACCUAUGAAGCGCGGGCCCGGCCGUCCACCACGCAACCCGCUCUCUCCAAAACUGACCCCGCAGACAGCAAACAGCAAUCAUACCGAGCCUGGACCCACACCUCGCAAAAGGCGCACCUCAUCUUUGAAUCAAAACUCGCAGCCUAGCCAGACUCCCGGUCAGCACCAGAGUACAAGUUCAAAUGUGAGUGCAAGUGCGAGUUCCAGUCAGGGCCAGGGUACUACUAGGAGCAAGACCUCAACUACUGAACCCUACAAGCCGCUUCGACCUCCUAAACCACGCACACCCUUGGAUAAAGCAAGACAGGCAAAAGUUAAUGAAUGGGAAGCAAAGCUGCAUGGCGUUAUCGAUCAUCAUGACAGUUUGGCGCGCGAGCUCUAUCAUUUGGAGACCUACACGACCACGCUGACAUAUGACCCCGUCAAGAUCAAGUCCGAUCAUAGCGAGAGGAUGUUGAAGGCAAGUCAGGCUUUCCUGCGAAACUUCGACCUUUGGUCCCAAGUCCCUGACCUUGUUUCCAAUGUUCAGCUGAAUACGGACAGGAUAUCAACUCGGAGAAGCGCAAUCGAACAUCGCGAGCAGCUGGUGGACAUGCUUCAAAAGAAUGUCGAGGAGGCAUUACCACGGCGGGGAGACGGGUCACUUUCUCUGGAUACUAUUCGCAUGAGGACACAAAAGGGCUAUCUCACGCAAUUUCAAAGCUUUGAAGACUACUUGAAUUCGUUCGUCUAUGCCGACGAUGAGGAAGUCACGCCAGAGGAAGCGGACAGGCGCGCAGAAUCACACGCACAGCUUUUGAAUCGGAUUGACUGCCUUAAAGCGGAGGGUAGGCUUGGAGGAAAAUUAGCUAAACCGUUUGUCGACCCCGAGGUGCCCAAGCUACACUACAACUGGCUAAUGGAACAUAUCAUGACGUCCUCGAGACUUAUCAAGGAGGAGGGGAAACUGCAAAUGGCUCGCGCACGUAAGGUCAGUAAGCUGAUCACCCGACAUUUUGAACAGCUUCAUGGAAAGAGCGAGCGGGAACAGAGGCUGGAGGAGAAGCGGUUGAGGAAACUGGCCAAGUUGACGGCAAACGAGGUCAAAAAGAAAUGGCGCUAUGUCGAAGGAGUCGUCAAGGCACGACACAGGGCGCUGAUUCAGGAGGAACAAGAAGAGGCCGGCAAGCGACAUUUGAAUCUCAUAUUAGAGCACUCCACACAGAUACUAGGAGUACAGCAAAGCGCCUUUAACAUCAGCAUGCCGCGGCAAUUGUCAGACCCCCUUGGCUUAGCGGAUGUUCUUAGUGGUCUACCGUCACCGCUCUCAGCAGCAGAUCCCACCAGUCGUCGAUCUUCAGUUCCACUAUCGGUGGUCUCGUCGGAUGCGGAGCUUGACGCUGGUGAUGGUGAGUUCACUGUCGCAGAAGCUGAUGUGGACGAUGAAACGACACUCGCCAACGAAGAGUCAGGAACAGAGGAUGAUGAGGCCGAGAUUUCAGGUCUGGCAGCUGAAAUGGACAUUCCGAUUGAGGAGCUCUUGAAGCAGUACGGCUAUCGACUUUCUGAAGACGAGGAGAGCGACGAGGACGAUGAGCAAGCUGGGGACGAUGAGAAUGCGGAUGAGAGAAGCCAGCCAGGUUCAUCUAAGGAUCCAAUUGGCAAAAACGAGAUAGUGCCUGCAGUCGCCGAGAAACCACAUGUGAAGGUUGAGAUGAAUAUAGAGACGGAGUCAGGCAGCGCUCUGGAGGACACUCAUCCGGAUGCAUCGAUGGACAUGGAGGUCGACUCUGCAGCGAAUGGAGUAAACGGCAGCAAUGAUGCUUCGGAGCUGGAUGAACUGCCAAACACUGUUCCUAAUCCAAGACAGUCUAUGGAGAAGGAGGAGGAGAGGCCCAUGUCCUCCAAGGAUAUUGCUAAAGCGUUACCGGAAAGCCUCAAGUCUGUCACCAGACCCAGCCCAGUAUCUGAGCGAACCUAUGUUCCUAAGCGAAGGCGGUUGUCCCUUAGCGGUUUAUAUCGUGGCCCUCCAUUGCCUUGGAAUCCUUAUGGUGAGGUGGACGAUGAGCGGACGAUGGAGGAAGAAGAACAGGAGGAUCUCUCUGACCCGGAGGAACUCGCUGGUCUGAUAGUGGAGAAGGAUAUGUCGAUUGAGGACCUCCUGAAUAGAUAUGCAUACGAAGCGGAAAGCUCUGAAUACUCGGAUUCGUACUACGACUCGGACUCUGAAUACGAAGACACCAUCAUGAGCUCGCUGCAACGAGCAAAACCAUCUGAUCCGCGUUACGUGGUCACCCUGCAGGAUGUCGCACGCAGUCGCAAGUUCCCGACGAGACCAAGCAGUGAAGUAUCCGACACGGACACAGAGUACGAUGAUAACCGGACCAUAUCGAUAUACGGGACCGAUGACGAGCUCUGUCUUGGUGAUAUGCUUCCACUGCUGGAUCCAGAGGUGCCACCAAAGAGUCCAGAAAUCGACACCUUCACUACCGGGGCGAACGUCAAGACCAAAAUCCCGUUCCUUCUUCGUCAUCAGCUUCGAGAAUACCAGCAUGUGGGCAUGGAUUGGCUCGCGAAUCUCUACAGCAACGGCUUGAAUGGUAUUCUGGCAGAUGAGAUGGGCCUUGGAAAGACGAUGCAGACAAUUGCCCUGUUGGCUCAUUUGGCAUGCGAGCACGGGAUUUGGGGACCUCAUUUGAUCGUUGUUCCUACGAGUGUCAUGCUCAAUUGGGAGAUGGAGUUCAAGAAGUGGUGUCCAGGUUUCAAGAUCAUGACCUACUACGGCAGCCCCAGGGAGCGCAAGGAGAAACGAGUUGGCUGGUCUCGCGAGAACUCGUUCCAUGUCUGCAUUACUUCGUAUCAGUUGGUUGUCCAAGACCAAGCCGUGUUUCGACGCAAGGCCUGGCAGUACCUGAUUUUGGACGAGGCGCACAAUAUCAAAAAUUUCAGAUCUCAACGCUGGCAAACGCUCCUCAACUUCAACUCAGCUAGACGACUGCUACUGACAGGAACACCUCUUCAGAACAACCUGAUGGAAUUAUGGUCGCUUUUGUACUUCCUCAUGCCAAAUGGUGUUUCGCAGACUAUGCCGGUCGGCUUCGCCAACCAGAAAGAAUUCCAGGAGUGGUUUUCACACCCAGUCGACCGCAUGAUCGAAGGCAACGAUCAACAGGACGAGGACUCGAAAGCUGCCAUUGCUCGACUCCACACUGUUCUCCGGCCAUAUUUGCUCCGCCGUCUCAAGUCCGACGUAGAAACCCAGAUGCCAGCCAAGUACGAGCACAUUGUCUACUGCCGACUCUCCAAACGGCAGCGAUUCCUUUACGACGACUUUAUGAGCCGUGCGAAAACUCGCGAAACUCUGGCAUCCGGAAAUUUUCUCAGCAUUAUCAACUGUUUGAUGCAGCUGCGUAAAGUGUGUAACCAUCCGGACUUGUUUGAGGUGCGGCCGAUCGUUACGUCGUUUGCGAUGCCCUCCGCCACGGCGUCCUUUGAGAUCACGGAGUUUUUGGUUCGGCGGCGGAUCUUCUCUGAGGUCGACAAAGCUCAAGAAUCUGUCAACUUGGGGUUCCUGGGGCUGAUCUUCACCACAGCGGAGGAGCGUUUGUCGAAGAUGGAUCUAGAGUCAUACGAGGAGCUAAACGCCGCGUCGUGUUUUCAAAAGAAGGCGGCAGAGUUUACAAUGCCCCAAUCGAAGACGCUGUCGAGUUCCAACCAUUAUCAGGACGUUCGACAAUAUGUCAGCAUGAGACGGCACCAGUUGAUGCUGGCUGACAGACAUCGCUGGGAGCAAUUAGGAUACGUCAACAUGAAUAAGUGUCGGACGAAUCUCCUGUAUGGAUCCAGCUUGCUCAACAUGUGUCGAUUGCCUAUCAAGGCUCCUAUAGGGUGCACCACAACUUUGAACCAAGUUGCGGAUCCACAGCAUUAUUUUGAGUAUACCGAUGCGAUUGCGCGAGCCAUCAUUCCGAGCGAGGCACGACUGUGCCAGAAUGAGGAGACGAUCAAGCGGUUUGCGUUUGUAACACCCGCUGUUUUGGUCCGCGACUACUCAUGGAAACCGAUUCAUGUGAGCCCGGAACCAUCUUCACUAGAGUUGGUUUGCAAAAAGGCAGAGGAACUUCUCUAUCCUAUCACGUCAUGUCUACAGGUGCAGUUCCCGGACAAACGAUUGCUUCAGUUUGAUUGCGGCAAGCUGCAAAAGCUGGACAGCCUUCUUCGUGAGCUUAAGUCCGGUGGCCAUCGUGCCCUGAUCUUCACACAGAUGACCAAGGUCCUCGAUAUUCUGGAGAUCUUUUUGAACAUUCAUGGACAUCGUUACCUUCGAUUGGAUGGUGCCACCAAAGUGGAGAAUCGACAACAUCUUACGGAUCGCUUCAACUCAGACCCAAAGAUUUUGGCCUUUAUCUUGUCAACUCGAUCGGGCGGUGUUGGUAUCAAUCUUACGGGAGCUGAUACCGUUAUCUUUUAUGACUCUGAUUGGAACCCAUCGAUGGACCGCCAAUGCCAGGACAGAUGUCAUCGUAUUGGACAAACAAGGGAUGUCCAUAUCUACCGUUUCGUCAGCGAGUUCACGAUCGAGGAAAACAUGCUCAAGAAGGCAAAUCAGAAACGCAUGUUGGACAACGUCGUCAUUCAGGAAGGAGAAUUUACAACUGACUACUUCCAAAAAAUGGACUGGCGCGAUAUGCUGGGCGAAGAAGAGUUGGCCAAGAUAGGCGAUUUGGGGCCGACUCAAAAAGAUGGCGAACCUCAGGAUUUAUCGACUGUUCACGGGGCCGAUUUAGAGCAGGCGUUGGCUGCUGCUGAGGACGAGAACGAUGUCAUGGCAAUGCAGCAGGCCAAACACGAGAUGGAGGGUGUUGACCUUGGAGACUUUUCUGAGGUUGGAGCCAGCAAUACACCGACAACGGCCUCCAAGGAUAAGCACUCCAAGUCCAGGGACAUUGAGGGCGGCACAGCAAAAGUCCAGUUUGCGGGUGCGCCAUUGAUUGAGGCAACAGAGGAGGAGGAGAUCAUCGAGAUGGGCCAUGUGGACGAAUAUAUGCUUCGGUUCAUGGAGCGAGAGUAUGGGCACUAUGUUGGAUUCGGUGGACUGCCAGAACCCGAGAAGAACGAGGACGCGGACGAUUUGGAGAUGCUCGACGAUGAGACGAAGCCGAGCGAAGAUAGCGAGCAAGAAGGAGAAGAGGAAGAGGAGGUGGAAGUAGAAGAAGAGAACGAGUACGACAUCGAGGAGACGGAGGAAAGCGAUUCUGGCGAGGAUGGCGAUCCAGAGGGAUUAUUAUCAUCGUCUGAGGAAGAAGGAGACAACAAUGAAGGUGCCGAUGUUGCUGCAGGUGUGGAGGCGAUGGAAACGGACGAUUGA